Colias croceus (clouded yellow) is the source of this 5086-nucleotide messenger RNA. RefSeq names its product MLX-interacting protein (gene Mondo). The transcript has 17 exons. Gene Ontology annotation, cellular component: nucleus. NCBI's taxonomy places the organism in Eukaryota, Metazoa, Arthropoda, Insecta, Lepidoptera, Pieridae. Bases 142 to 3012 code for a protein of 956 amino acids. The record is from RefSeq and is a predicted model, not a curated record. Gene Ontology annotation, molecular function: DNA-binding transcription factor activity, RNA polymerase II-specific; protein dimerization activity; RNA polymerase II cis-regulatory region sequence-specific DNA binding. Gene Ontology annotation, biological process: regulation of transcription by RNA polymerase II.
AUGUGGAAAAAAACAAUGUGAGUACUGAGUGAUAAGUGAAAAUAUGGAAAUGGAUAAGCCCUUUAGUUGAAGCCUAUAAGAAUUAUUAUUUAAUUUAUUAAAUGUUUAUAUCAUAAACUGUGCUAGUGUAAGACUUAAAAAAUGACCCACGUCGAGAAACGUCAAUCCAGACCUGGAAAAGAGUCAAUACACUCUGGACAUUUUAUGGUGUCGCAUUUUGAAGCAGAAGAGCAAGAUGAUUACGAUGACUUAGCUGUACCAGUCCCAGAUGAAGAACAAAAUGUACAAAAGGAGGCUGUUGUAGCAACAUACACAGUACCUGUUUCUACUGAAACAUUUCAACUCUCAGAUAAAGAUGAAAGUAAACAACAUCAACAACUUUCUAUUGAAAUUUCUCUUACAAAAUUAUUCAAAUGCAUGACCUUAGCAUACAGACAAAAACUAACAUCACCAAAAUGGAAUCGUUUCAAAGGUAUCAAACUCCGGUGGAAGGACAAAAUCAGAUUAAACAAUGUUAUAUGGAGAUGUUGGCACAUGCAGUUUAUAAAGAAACAAAACACUUUGGUGUGCCAGUUCGCUUCCCCUUUGGAUGUUGACACACACGUGAAACCAGAAACAACGAUUCUAGAAGGAAAAUACUGGAAGAGACGAGCUGAAGCGGUUAUAGCAGAAUAUAAAAAAUGGCGCAUGUUUCAUAUUAUGCGACUCCUUGGCAAGGGGGACACCUCUGUCCAGGACUCUAUGUUACAACUGUCCGGUUUUCAGAUGUCGGAUAUGGACACGGUGGAGUCCCAGUGCAGCGACCUUGCGGGCAACAUGCUCACAGACGAGGAUUAUCUUAACUUCAUGAGUGACACACUAUUCUCCACAAUUACUAAUCAUCAACCAUUUGCUUUCCCCGAUUGCAGGGAAAUUGCCAGGGGCGCAAGCUUAGCUGACUUCAUUCAACCAAGCUUAGGUCCCUUGCAGCCUAAUCUUGAUGAUUUUAUGGACACGUUGGAACCACUUCACGAUCUUCUGUCAUCUACGCCUCGUUUACCGCCCGUACCCGAAGAAACGACUCUUCCCACAGAAGAUCCCAUUUACAGGAGUGGUAUGUCAGUAGACACAUAUUCUUCCCAAGGUUACAUCACAGGAAAUCACAACGCCACCACUGCCACAAUGCCUACAAGUCAGAUGACUAUUCACGGCACUAGUAAUAAUACUCAAAUGAUGCCUAUGUCAGAGCCGCCUAAAAAUGAGCCAUUGCGGAUGUACAAUAAUGAUCGGCUAUAUUCUGAACCAGAAAUGCAGAAUAAUCUACUCGGUACCCAACAGAUAAUGCCUGCUUAUCCGCAAAAUACGUAUGAACAACAAGAAGUCACUCAGCCAGAACAACAAAUUCACAGCAAUGUAUAUGCUACCAAAGCGCCAAGGUUAAGAUAUGUGAAUGCACCACAUAAAGUUAUGCCCCAACCGGAUUCGUAUCCUAAAUACAACGCCCCACUACCGCCUUCCCAGACGGCCCCAGAAACAGUAUCGCUGCUUCAACAUCCAGUGCAAAACGUGAAGUAUGCGUCGACAGUUGUGAUUCAAGGGAGGAGCGGUUAUAAUAGGGAAAAACCUCGGACUCGUCUCGCAAUUUCCUUGCCAUAUUCAAGUCCCAUGUCGAAUACUCAAUACCAGAAUUAUUCACAGCCGAUACAGUGUCAGGCUCACGUGCCCCAGAACUUUGAUUCUCGUCCACCAGUUCGGCAGACGUCCCCGCAAAUGCAGUAUUUGCAGCCAAAUACUUCAGAGUUCAAGGCGAAACCUACGCCUUCUGCUAAUCCGCGCUCGUUCAAGCUCCCCUCACCUCCUUUAGCGCCAGCUACUUCACAGCAGGCGCAAGUGACGGUGGGUACGAGUUCGGCAAGCACAGCAAGUGUCCGGAACAAGGAGCAGUUCCGUUCGCACAGCUUGCCCCUGGGCUCGCAGUUGAACGCGGACUGGGUCGUCACCGAGCCUGUGGCCAGUGGCAGCCAUGAUGCGCCCGUAACACAUAGCGCUAGGGGUCGCGACUUGAACCCCGCGGCCAUGCGCAUCAGGUCCCGCUCGACGUCGAGCACGGCGGGCGAGGGGCCGGGCGGGGUCGGGUCGGGCGCGCGCCGCCCGCCGCCGCUCACCAGCGUGGCCUCCGAGCCCGCGCUGCCGCAGGCGAGCGUGAUGCUCGCGCAGCUGCUCUCGGCGCAACAUUCUCAAAGCUUAUAUAAGUUAAACAAUAGUACGGAGGAAGGUUUAGGGUCGGAUCCCCUGAAGUCUCCCAUCUUGAGGGCGCAGCCCUCUCCCAUCGGCAGCGAUGUUAUGUCGCCACAUCAUUCCCGAGCGCAGUCGCUCUCCCCGGGCGGGUCGCCGGGCUCCCCGCGCGCGGGCUCGCCGCGGGAGCCGCGCCGCACGCACCUGCACGCGGAGCAGAAGCGACGCUACAACAUCAAGAACGGCUUCGACACGCUGCAGGCGCUCAUACCGCACCUCAAUACUAAUCCCGCUGCUAAGAUAAGUAAAGCUGCAAUGUUGCAAAAGGGUGCAGAAUAUAUAAAGCAAUUGAAGGCAGAAAGGAAUCAGAUAAAGGAAGAAAUGGAGAGCUUACGGCAGCAAAUCGAAUGUUUAAAUAAUUCCAUAUCCAACUGCCACUCGCUGCUGCCGGCGACGGGCGCGCCGGUGUCGCGCGGGCGGUCGGGGCGCCUGCGCGAGAUGUUCGCCGCGCACGUGGCCGCGCGCACUAUGCACAACUGGAAGUAUUGGCUCUUCAGCGUGGUGAGCGCGGCGCUGGUGGAGUCGUUCAGCGCGUGCGUGUCGUGCAGCAGCGGCGCAGACCUCGUGCGCACCACGCUGCUGUGGGCCGAGCAGCACUGCUCGCUCGUCGAGAUGAGACCCGCCGUGCUAAACUCCCUGCGCGUGCUGUGCACGACGACGGACAUCCUGUCGAGUCCCGAGCGGCUCGCGGAGGAGGCGCGCGCGGCCGCCGCCGCCGUCAAGAGCGAGCCCACCUAACGUGACGUCACACGGACCCACCCCAAGUGACGUCACAAAGUUAGGUCCCAGCGUGACGCGUGACGUCACACGGAACAGCCCCCACGUGUCGUCUCAAGGAUCGAUCCUAUCGUGACGUCCCAUGGACCGAUCCUAUCGUUAGUCACAAGGAUCGAUCCUACCGCGACGUCACAAGGACUAACCCAAGAUGACGUCACACGGAAAAAAAUGUGAUGUCAUAAGGAUCGUACUACCGUGACGUCACAUAAACCACGCCCACCACACGCCCAUCAACACGCCCACCAACGAGCCGGCGAGAUACCCACAUAUCUACUUUCGUUUUACCGUCUUAUAAGCGUAUCCUUAUCGUGCACGGAUACGAUAUGCAAGUGGAUUUAACUUGAAAGAUUAGCUGGCGCGCUUAAAAUAAAUGUUGAUAUGAUUCGAAACGCGCAGGGGAUCGUGGAAAUGCGGUUGCUGAUUUAGAUGUAAACUUCACUAUAAAGGGGAGGGAAUGUCAUUCGUAUUUAAUUACGGCAUUUACAUCUUCUCUUUCUUGCUAGUUGGACUGCGCGAAAAGUAGUUUUGCUGUAUCAUUUAUAUGUCUCGAUUUGUAAGUGCUGCGUGAAAAUUGUAUAAUUUCGCCAUUUACUGACGACGUAGUCAGUUAAAAAAAUUCGAAGUUUUAUAUUAUGCCGAAGCUUAAUACAUUAUAUGACGUGAGUUCGGAAUCAGAAAUGUUUGAUUUAGAAAAUGGGCUAGGAUAGGUUUGUUUUAUUUUAAAACUUCACAUAGGUCGGUUCGCAAACGGUUCCUUGAAGACAAACGUCCAGUAUUAGUUUCUAAACUGACUGCAUCGUUUGUAAACGGCGAAGUCAUGCAAUUUACCUGCGACAUAUUCAUGCUGAAGUUCUAUCCGGCAUAAAUUGGAUAUAUUCAGGACCUUCAGUCUAAAAAUCAUUCAUCACCUCAAUUGUAUCUUUUAUUUAUUAUACAAAUGAAAUAUACGACAAUUAAAUUUUCUGAACAUACUGCGAAAUUAUUAAAUACUCAAAUAUGUACUACUUUGUGAAUUGAACAAAGCUGUAUAUUCAAAUGCAUCGGUUUCAAGGGACGUGUCGGUGGUUGAUUGCGUUCGGGCCCAAUAUAGUAAUCAAUAUGAUUAUGUUACAUGGGUAUUUAUUGUGCAAUUUUUGGUGUUCACAAGUCCUUUUUGUAAUAAGGAUGCGCACAAAAUUAAUUGAGACGGGUAAAUAUUAUAAAAGUGCGGGUGGAUUAACACAGAUUGGUGAUAAUAGAAAAUUGUUUUUGUUAAAACUCGGUUAGCGCUUUUGCUUCUUUUCUGUGAUUUUACGGUAUCAUUUAAUGCAAAUAUUGUUAUGAACUGUUAGCUGUCUUAUUCUCCUGAUUUAUUCUUAUUCAGGAUUUUUGUAGAAAGACUAAAUUCAUACGCUAAAAGCUACAAAUUCUCGCUCCCAAAUUUCUAAUGGCUGGUGCUCGUUCGUUGUGCCUUGUUGAGGGUUAAAACACACUGUUAUUUAUAAAUGAAAUUCACACCAUUUAAUAAUAAUGUAGGAUUAUCGAUUGUAAAAAUGUAUAUAACUACAACUCAGUGCCUUAAGUAUGUGCCUUUGGAAACAUGAUCAGUGUAUAAUAGAUUAAAAAAAUAGUUCGACUCAGACCAAAGAUUGUUGUCUUAAGAUGUGGCAGUGCAAGGUUCCACAAUGUAUAAUGAAAUGAAACGAAACGUGGUCCGCCCGUCCUGUGUUACACGUGAAUACCAAUCUAGUGUAUAAGUGAAACAGAGAAUUUAUUAAACAUGUCGAGAUUUAAUUUAGAGUAAUAACUUUAAGUAUAUUUACGGCAGUAAGUUACUUUAAGUGAAUAUUUUUAUAUGGUUUGUGUCAUUACACAAAUAUUUUUAUAUAAUGUAAUUAUGUAAAUCGGUGCCAACGUAAAUAUUGUUGUAAAUUGUUAUAUAGUGAUAUAAUUUUAUGUUGUAUCGUUGACUCUGGUAGCACGUCGUGAGACGCUCAAUGUCAGCUUUAAAUGAGUUUAUGCGAUUGUUGUCUAAAUACAUUGGAAUGAAACUUUA